UAUAGGUCACCAGUGAGACUGACUCAGGGAACCUCGUGGCUGUCAGUUAACCGCUUCAUUAUUAACCACAAGCAAACAGACUCAACAGUUCUUUGUAACUCGGAAACUCGGGAGAGCGAGCUGAACAUCUCCCGCCGUUACUUUGCUGCUCGUCGGCUUGAGUAGGCAGCCGUGAGGACGCUUCUCACCAAACAAAGGGAGAGCAGCGUGGAAGGCAAAGUUGGAGGUCUUGUAGCACAGCCUGUGCAGAAGUUUUUUUGCGUAGUAAAGGCAGUGUAGUAAAACUUGCUUACCGUCUCCGGAAGGUAGCGUUUCCAUUCAUCCUCAGGAGUGUCACGCGCUCGGCUCUGUGUGUUACUAGCACCUGCAGACAUGACGCGAAGGUCCUGCGCGAUUCCUGCGGUUGGGACCAUCUCCGCUCUCCUGCUGGUGGUUGGGAUUGGCUUAGUCGUGUCCCAAGUUUUCCGCACCCUCAUACACAACCGCCUCAAAAAGGAGAUUGUUUUGGUAGAGGGCAGCCGUGUGUUUGAGUCAUGGAAGACCCCUCCCCCUCCUGUCUACAUGGAGUUUUUCUUCUUCAAUGUGACCAAUGUGAAUAAAUUCCUCGAAGGGGAAAAAGCAGAGGUCAAGCAAGUUGGACCCUACACGUACAGGGAGUACAGGUAUAAAGACAAUGUGAGCAUGGUGGAAAAUGACUCGAAGGUGUCCGCAUACAACACCAAAAGCUUUGUUUUCCUGAGAGACAAGUCUGUGGGAGACCCAGCUGUGGAUAACAUCACCACUGUCAACAUCCCUGCUUGGGCUGUAAUGACAAAGGUGAAAGGGAGUUUCUGGAAGAGCAACUUGGUGUCCAUCUGGAUGAACUCUUUCGGGACAGGCCUCUUCACUACUCGCACUGUGGAUGAAUUGCUGUGGGGCUACGAAGACCCCCUGCUGACCCGUGUUUCUUCCUCCAAUCCUGAUGUGGAGAAAGACUUUGGCCUCAUGUACAAGAAAAAUGGAAGUAACGACGGGGAAUUUGUGUAUCACACUGGGACGCAGAACUACAUGGAUUAUGGUCGCGUUGAAACAUGGAAAGGCCAAAGCCAGCUGACCUUCUGGAUGUCUAACCAAAGCAACAGCAUCAAUGGAUCAGAUGGAAGUGCUUUCCACCCUCUGCUGAAAAAGGACGAGCGCCUUUACAUCUUCACUCCAGACCUCUGCAGGUCGAUCUACAUGGAAUUCCAGAAAGAUGUAGAGGUGAAAGGAAUCCCAGCUUACCGCUUCACACCUCCACGUUCUGUUUUGGCCAGCAAAGAGGAGAACCCUGCCAAUGAGGGGUUCUGCAUCAGCCCACAAGAGUGCCUGGGAACUGGCCUUCUUAAAGUCAGUCCCUGUCGGAAAGGUGCCCCAGUGGUUGCCUCCUUUCCUCAUUUCCACCUGGCAGACCCUAAAUAUGUGGCUGCCAUUGAAGGAAUGUCCCCUCAAACAGAGCAUCACCAAACGUUCCUAGACCUUAACCCGACCACUGGAGUGAUCGUGCGUGCAAACAAGAGAGCACAAGUAAACAUCUUGCUCAGCAGAGUCCCUGGAUUCCCGAAAACUAGAGCCCUGAAUGAGACUGUCUUUCCUGUCAUGUUCCUAAAUGAGAGUGUGGUGAUUGAUGAUGCAUCCGCAGCGAGAGUACAGAAACUGCUGCUGAUUGUCACACUAGUGUCCAACUUCCCGCUCAUUAUUGUGGGACUGGGUGCCAUUAUGCUCGCAAUCUUCAUCGUCCUUCUGAUCCGGGAACGCAAUAAGAAGAAAGAAGUUAAGCGCAUUGUGUUUACCAAGCCACUCUAUGCUACAUCCACAGAAGAGGACACGUCUUACUCCCCAGUCAGUGACAAGGAAAAGGAAGAUCCUCAAAAUGGAACCUAUAUUGGUUUGACACCUAAAGCUGACCCACAGGCUUGAGGAGGGAGGGAAGAUUUAGACGGGGCUUUGUACAUCUUCAAACCUCAGAAUCAUGAACACGGAUUUGGCCUUUCAGGAGAGAGAAAAAACUCCACCAUAGAAAAUUGUCAGUUUUGCCUUUACAAUUGGAAAUCUCAGGGGGAUAACGGGGUAGAGGAGGGGAACAUAUUUUUAGUCCUAAAAAUAAUGUAGUUAGUCUUAGCCAUGGAGAGUUACCCAAAGUCCAGUAACACACUGUAUUCCCAGGAAAAAAGAAUUGACAUUCAUUUGAAAACACUGUGUGUCAAGGGCUACUUUUCGCUGUUCGGGUAAAUCAGUUGCUGAAAAUGUUAAUGUAAAAAUGCUGACAACAAGCUGUGGUUCUCUAAUGGCUAGAGAUAACACUUUGUUAGUGGUCCAAAACAAUAAAUAGAAUAAAUACAACAAUAAAUUAGAUUUUUAGUGCUGUGGCCUCACCUCAUUCUCUGUUUGCCUCGAUUAGAUUGUGUAUUCAGAUUUUAGCGACUGAGUACUUUGUAACAGGGCACAGAGAGUGACGGGACCAGGGUAAUGAAGUCCACAAACUGUGAGUUUUUUGGAUACAGUGUCAUGAGUCGCUCUCAGGGGGCCUCUGCUUAGAUAUUAUAUAAAAUGAUUAAAGCAGGUGAGAGGAGCAAGUCUUUGUGAAGACAUUUUAGUCAAUCCAGUAUUGUUAUGUUUCAUUUUCAUUUCAUCCUAUGUUACAAAACAUUUUCAUUGUUCAUUAUUACUUUCUGUUGGUGCGCUGUAGAGGGAUUCCUGUGAGUGUCCUUAUCACCCGUACCUGAAAAACCCUUAGAGUAUGGCAUGUAUUUGUAUAUAUACAGUGUAAGAUGUGUUGAGCCGCUUACAUUCCUCUCAGUGUAUGAUGGGAAUUAAUAUCAGACAAAACGCUGUAUAUUUUGGAUACUUUAAUUUUUUGUAAAAUAAGAAGUCCUUCUCAUUUUUGUAAAUGUUAAUGUAGAAAUCUUUGAAUGAGGAACAUCUUAAACUAGAGCUUCACAAAUGUCUUCUAGUGUUAUAAUGAGCGACACUUUCAUCAGCCAUGUAAAGCCUUGAACAUGACAGGGUUUUAUGGCAGAAACAAUGAUUCAUACAUUAUUGAAUUUAUGUGUUGGCAGUGUUUUUGCCCUUUAUGACUGCUUAUACUAUCUGAUGUGGCCAUAUCAAAAUGUAAUUCAUCUUAUUAUCAUUUCAAAAUGCGCUUUUUUGAUGCUGUUGUUGAAUGCCUUUGCAUUGUUGGUGCACCAACCAACCUUUUUUUCUCAUUGUUUGUGAAAACUUAAGAUUUCAUGUCAGGUGUCCAGCCAUUGCAACUCAUGAGGGUUCAAUAUGAAGAAACACUAUAGUUGUGCCUUUAAAAGAAUCAAUGUUACUGGAUCUCUUUUGCCUUUUGUACUUUUCACAUAUUUUGUGAAAAGAAGAUAUGUCAUACCAACAAAUCUACUCUCAAGUUUAGAUCAUUUUCUUCCAGAUACCAAACAAAACUGAGCAUGAAACAGUUUUUAUAGUUUUUAUAUACCGGCAGGGUCAUACUGCACUUUGAAAACACUCUUCUUGAAUGAUAGAUUUGUUGUACAGGGCUACAGCUUUCUCACUCAAGUCUGGUGAACAUAUUAGACUUCAGGUGCCAUUUAUUGUAAUAUAAAAAUGCUGCAGAUUUACUUCAUUUGAACUGUGAUGAGUUCAGCUUUUAUUCCUGCUCUUAUUCUUAGUUGUGACAUUUUAAGGAUGAAUGAGUUGCUUUAUUCAACCUUGUCAUUACAUGCACUCUAAUAAUCAGCAAUGACUAUAGCAGACAAUAGUGGAGAAGCUGCAACAUGUUUCAUGGAGAGAUUUUGCUUCAUCAUUUGAUUUUACUAUUUGUGUUUGAUUUUGAUUGUAAUUAAACUACGUAUGAUAAGACAAACAAAUAAGAGUGCAUAAUGUAGUUUCAUCACAAAUUUGUGAGAGGGUGAAUGAAUGGAUAAGUCAUAAAUUUUUAUUGCAAAAAAAAAGCAGUAUUACACAACAUGAGUAUUGUGGUUAAAGAUGAUAAAUUAUUUUGUUAUGGUGGUAAAACCAAAACAGAAAGCUCCAUAAUGACUGGACCCUGGGCUACUUUGUGCCAUAUUUUGAUUAAAGAUUGUUCUUUCUAAAGUUAUCGUUACUGCUAUAACCACAUAUUCUUCCAAUUGUCAGCUUGUUUUGAAAUGUUGACUGUUUUUACUGUGUACACAAAAAUAAAAGUAGUUUCAGUAAGUGUGUCUUCA
Messenger RNA from Chelmon rostratus (copperband butterflyfish), 4205 nucleotides. RefSeq names its product lysosome membrane protein 2-like. Gene Ontology annotation, cellular component: cytoplasm; membrane; lysosome. The record is from RefSeq and is a predicted model, not a curated record. Bases 373 to 1935 code for a protein of 520 amino acids. Lineage: Eukaryota; Metazoa; Chordata; Actinopteri; Chaetodontiformes; Chaetodontidae. Gene Ontology annotation, biological process: protein targeting to lysosome; receptor-mediated endocytosis. The transcript has 13 exons. Gene Ontology annotation, molecular function: scavenger receptor activity.